Molecule: messenger RNA, 2172 nt
Organism: Portunus trituberculatus (swimming crab)
Lineage: Eukaryota; Metazoa; Arthropoda; Malacostraca; Decapoda; Portunidae
Gene: Usp14
Product: ubiquitin carboxyl-terminal hydrolase 14-like
Exons: 12
Coding region: 177-1724 (515 amino acids)
Biological process (GO): proteasome-mediated ubiquitin-dependent protein catabolic process; protein deubiquitination; regulation of proteasomal protein catabolic process
Molecular function (GO): proteasome binding; cysteine-type deubiquitinase activity; protein binding
Source: RefSeq, a predicted model, not a curated record
CAGGCAAGUCGAAGGUGUCACAAGAAGAAGAAGAGGGAGUCAGGAAGCCGAGGUGCCGCAUCAUUUACGUCAUUUACUCCAACACUUUUGUAUUAACUCUUGUGGGACUCACUCUGCCUGGCUCGGGAUCUGCCCCACCACCGCUCAGAGCAGACGGCAGCCCCUAACAAGCGGCAAUGACGGCGUAUCAAGUGAAGGUGAAAUGGGGGAAGGAGAUGUACCCUGACAUAGAGCUGAACACCGGGGAGCCUCCCAUGGUGUUCAAGGCUCAGCUCUUCGCCCUGACUGGUGUCCAGCCACACCGCCAGAAGAUCAUGCUCAAGGGCGCCACACUCAAGGACAAUACCUGGGAUGGCAUGAAGAUUAAGGAAGGUGUGAUGGUCCUCAUGAUGGGCAGUAAGGAGGAGGACGUCCCUGUUGAACCCACAGAGAAGCCCAGUUUUAUCGAGGACAUGACAGAGGCUGAGAGGAACACUGCCUUGGAGCUGCCAGUUGGUAUCAAGAACCUUGGGAACACUUGCUAUCUGAAUGCUGUGGUCCAGUGUCUCAAGACGGUUCCUGAACUGCACUCUGCCAUCAUUGACUUCAAACCCAAGCGACCUGGCGCUGAGGGUGAGUCAUCAGGCACACCCUCCUCCAUGCUGACACUGGAGGUGGACUCCGGCUCUCUGCUGACGUUGGCCAUCCAGGACUGUUACCGCACCAUGGAUUCCGGCAAGACGGCUGUUCCUGUCGUGCUAGUCAACUUGUUCCGCUCAACCUUCCCCAGGUUUGCAGAGCAGGGAGAACAGGGGAUGUACAUGCAGCAGGACGCCUCAGAGUGCUGGACGGAGCUGAUGCGCUUGCUGAUGCAGGAGGUGCCGGCCAAGGAUGCCUCCAAGACUGCCAAAAGCUUUGCGUCGUCACUCAUUGACCAGUACUUCUCGGGGGAGUAUUCGUGUGAGUGGAAGUGUGUGGAGAGUGAGGAGGAGGAGGUAACGCACACCACAGACAAGUUCCAGCAGCUGCUCUGUCACAUCAGCCAAGACGUCAAGUACCUCCACACAGGACUGGUGGCCAAAAUGCAGGAACAAAUCACCAAGAGGUCGGCCCUGCUGGAUAGAGAUGCUGUGUACACAAAAAAGUCCAAAAUUUCUAGAUUACCUGCAUACUUAGCUGUAGAGAUGGUCAGGUUUUUUUACAAGGAGAAGGAAGCUGUGAAUGCCAAGAUCUUGAAGGACGUCAAGUUCCCCAUGGUGUUGGACGUGUUUGACCUGUGCACGCCAGAACUGCAGAAGAAACUGUCACCCAUCAGGGGAAAAUACAAGGAUAUGGAGGAGAGACAGAUUGAGGAGGAGAGAGCCAUGAGAAGAGGCAAAUCAAUCAGUAAGGAAGAGAAACCCAAAACAAAAACCCUUCCCUUCUGGUUUGAGGAUGACUACGGGAGCAACAACAGCGGCUUCUACCAGCUGCAGGCGGUUCUGACUCACCAGGGGCGGUCCUCUUCUUCGGGGCACUACGUGGGGUGGGUGCGGUGGCGGGGCAAUGAGUGGCUUAAGUGUGACGAUGAUGAUGUCACGCCAGUGUUGGAGGAGGACAUUCUUAAGCUCUCAGGCGGAGGAGACUGGCACUGUGCCUACAUCCUGCUGUAUGGGCCCAGGAUAUUGGAGGUGGUGGAGGAGGAUGAGAAGAAAAAGGCUGGGGAAGAAAAGGCGAAGGAUGAAACAAAAAUGGAGACGGAGUAACGUUGAUCAUUCCUCUUAACAUUAAUUGCCUCUUCUCUGCUGAAAAAAAAAUAAAAUAAUAGAGAAGAGGAAUGACUUGAGAAAGGCAUAAAUGACUUUUUCAAACAUCAUAUCAGAGAACUGUUACAUGGCAAGUGGGCAGAGGGUGGCAUUGCUUCAGAACAGUGCUCUUGGCUGAGUUUGUUCACGGUUGGUCGGUCUUGAAAAGAUAAUUGCACGAUUGACACAACAACAGCAAGCCUCCCUCACUCUACUUGCUCAGAAGUAUUGAGUCUAUCUAGAAAGUUGGCAUGCAGCUUGUUGUGAUGUUUGUAUAUGUGUGUGUAUGUAUGAGUGUGUGUGUGUGUUCGAGAGAGAGGGAAAGAAAGGGUUUUACUGCCUUAUUGUCAUUGUUUGUACAUUGCUGAAGUCAAUAUACCGGUUCUAAUAAAAUUUACCAUUGCCUGGA